AUGGUGAUUAAUGGGAGAUUACAGUGUUUCUCUAGAAGAAAACUGAGUACCCAAGAGCAGCUGCAGUGGGAUAGCCUAUGCAAUGAGCUAGGACCUGUUCCAGAUUUCUCAGAAGAAGCAGAUGAGCUGUUAAUGGAAGGUGAUUUUUCAGUGCAUGAAUGUUACAAUAUGCAGUUGGAGGAUAGAUCUGAGUGCAGCUUUGAGAUAUUUCUUUGGAAUAAGAACAUUCCUUCUAAAGUGAGCUUCAUGUUGUGGACUAACUUUCACAAUUCUCUUCCAACAUUAACAAUGUUGAGUCAUAGAGGUGUGAAUGUGCAGAGCAAGUUAUGUGUAUACUGUCAACAAGUGGAUGAAACUGCAGACCAUAUUUUUCUGCACUGUCCUUAUGCUGCAGAGGUCUGGAGUUUCUUUGUGAAGGCUUUUAAGGUGUCUUGGACAUUCCCUACAACUGUGUUGGAUCAUUUUGAGUCUUGGAGAUUGAAUAACUUACAAGGUAAAUGUAGGAAGCUUUGGUGGAUGGUGAACUAUGCUAUUUUAUGGCAUUUGUGGAAGGAAAGAAGCUCAAGAGUGUUUGGUGGUAGACACAAAUUGGUUGAUGAGACAAUUCUGCUCAUUAUGAACACUAUCAUUUUGUGGUGUUUUGAGAAUGAGGUGUUUAGAGGAUUUAGUGUGAAUCAAAUUCUAUUUCAUUCAGACACUGUUAUUCACAUGUAA
Papaver somniferum (opium poppy) is the source of this 714-nucleotide messenger RNA. RefSeq lists its product as uncharacterized. Bases 1 to 714 code for a protein of 237 amino acids. Lineage: Eukaryota; Viridiplantae; Streptophyta; Magnoliopsida; Ranunculales; Papaveraceae. The transcript has a single exon. The record is from RefSeq and is a predicted model, not a curated record.